AGAAAUCAAACAACUCUGCCUUCCUGGAGACCAUAUAUAAACCACCCUGAGGCCACAGCCAGCUUCAGUCUAUAGCAGAGGCAUUUGAACGUCCUGUUCCACUUCAGGGCUGUGAGCAGAGUCCUGUGAAUAAAGUCUUUAGGUGCUGCUCUUCCACACGGUGAGCAAGAGCUCCUUCACUUGAAGUCCUCCCCACGAUGCUGUUGCUGCUGCUGCAGGUCUUGGCAAGCUGCCUCUGGCUGGGACACAGUGAGCUGGUGACAUCCUUCGAAAGCUCAUGCCCUCAGUUCUUCUUCCGGAAAACCCCCCCAAAUGAAGCCCUGGAACCAGAGAACCCAGCCUGGAUCUGCCAGCGUUACAAGAACCAGUAUUACUUUGCCACCCUGUACGACAAGAGCAGGCGUAUUCCCGUAUACUCUGCUUACCUCUACCAGCCUGCAGCUGGCAAGAGACCCAACACAUGGCUGGUUGAGCCCCAGCUGAUUGGCCUGGCUUAUCCCAGAACUAUGGAAAGAGAGCGGACCCUCUUGAAUGACUUCAGCAUCAGCUUAGAGGAGAUUGGCAAGCACCAGGCUGUCCUCCAGGACUACAAGAACCUGACUGGUUUGAACCGGGGCCAUUUGAACCCCAACAGCCACCACUCUGACUCCAACAGCAGGACAGCAACCUUCACCCUCACCAACAUCGUGCCCCAGAAUGAGAAGCUCAACGGUGGCGCCUGGAACAACUACGAGCAGCAGACGAUGAUCAGGAACACCCAGGGCUGUAACAACACCUAUGUCGUCGUGGGUGCUGUGCCUGGGAACAACUACAUCUCCAAGGGGAGGGUGAAUAAACCCAGCUACCUCUGGGCGAGUGCCUGCUGCGAGGUGAACGCCAAGCAUAGGAAGACUUGGGCGGUCAUUGCUGAGAAUGAUAGGAAUGAGGUGCAGCUCCUCACACUGGAGGAGCUGGAGGAUACAUUGACCCGGCUUUAUGGGAGAAGCCGGGUUUCUCUGUUUGACAGUGGUUGUCCCCGGAAAUAAGCCCCACUACACAUCCCAGCGUAAAAAGGCUCAGAGGCUUUGUCCACAUGCCCUGUGCAGCAUCCAUCCUGCUUCCUUCCCCAGUGGUUUUCCAGCUCUUAAAAAGGAGUACUUGCCCUGGCCACUCUGGAGGGGCAAGCUGGAUGACAGCCAUGGGCAAGGAGAUC
Pezoporus flaviventris is the source of this 1192-nucleotide messenger RNA. RefSeq names its product endonuclease domain-containing 1 protein-like. Gene Ontology annotation, molecular function: nucleic acid binding; metal ion binding; hydrolase activity. The transcript is spliced from 3 exons. Lineage: Eukaryota; Metazoa; Chordata; Aves; Psittaciformes; Psittacidae. The record is from RefSeq and is a predicted model, not a curated record. Bases 198 to 1025 code for a protein of 275 amino acids.